Messenger RNA from Copidosoma floridanum, 2000 nucleotides. RefSeq lists its product as uncharacterized. The record is from RefSeq and is a predicted model, not a curated record. NCBI's taxonomy places the organism in Eukaryota, Metazoa, Arthropoda, Insecta, Hymenoptera, Encyrtidae.
ACCAUCGGGAGUCGUUGCCGAUCGAAUAGAAGAUCGUCGACUCGCCGUUAUGGCGGGAGCUGCAUCUUCGCCUCCUCGCGAUUGUUGUUCUCGAAGAUUGCGACGUCAAAGCUAAAUCGAUUAUAUUUAUUUGUUAAAUUAUAUACAUCGGAAGAGGAAGAGAGGAGCUUGUUGGUCGUCGCUGCGAUGGUCCUAUCCCUCUGCGGGUUCGUCGAGUGAGAGAUUAAAAAAAAAAAAAAAAAAAUCCAGACUGGAGUCACCGGGAAAAAAGAGAAACUACGACUUCGAGGAGGGACUUUCUCUCGAAGACUCCUCGCUGCUCUGGCUGGACGCGCACACGCACGUUCCUCUUUAUUUUACUUUCCUCCAAAGAUCAAAGUGUUGAUACACCACGCGCGUAGUGCUUACUCCAGGUGCUCGCGUGACGUUGUAGCGUGUGUGCAGGAUACGUGCGUAUAAUAUAGGUACGCGGAAGCCAAGGAAGCUAGCUGUCACGCAUCGGUGGCCUGCGCGAUAUAGUAUAGAGUAGGAUCCUCCUAGGGUGCCUCGUUUCGGUGCGUGCGUGUGUCGUUAUAUAUAUAUCGUCGGGUAAGGACUGUGGCCAACAUGUGACGACGAACCGAUUUUGCGUCAAGACACUUUUCAACGCCGAUCGGUUGGCUUUCCCUGCGUUACCUCGCUUUGCUGGGAAUAACAAGGUUGUUACAUAGGUAGACGACGACCACUGGAUCUCCUUUUGGGUUUCUCGGACCAAAGAGGAGAGCGAAGGACAACCGCUCUCUCCCUGUUCUGUGCUCGUGGUGGCGAUGGAACGGCAGAGGAUUGCUUCGGCGACGAGGAGGUGGCGGCGGUGCUUUUGGCAACUCGCCUGUCUACUGCUUGUGCUCGGGCUCCACCAGGUGGAGUCGCAGCUCCUGGACACCGAGUUCCAGCCUACGGUGACGGCCAUGUGCCAGCCGGGUUUCAUGAACAUCAGGGUCAACUUCAACCAGAGCUUCGUCGGGGCGGUGCACGCGCGUGGCCACAAGGGCGACUUUCGCAAGCCACCGUGCAUGGUAGCCGGCAACGGCUCGCAACAGGUCACCCUCACCGUCGACCUGUUCGCGGUGCCCGACUCCACCGAGUACUGCGGCAUUGUCGUCAACAACCGCACGGACGAGCGUUCGAUCUCAAUAGCCGUGAGGAUACACAAAACUCUCGAGUUGGCCGACGACAAGUUUUACGUAAUAACCUGUGGCAACACCAAAUACAGGAACGCAAGGAACGAGACGUCCUUGGUGUCCUUGCGGCUGCUGGACGGCACGAGGCGAGUACAGGAGGCCUACUUUGGGCACAACUACACGCUACGGGCCGAGAUCUCUCCGGUGGACGGUACUUAUGGCUUCAAGGUGAAAUCGUGUCUCGGCUUCGACACCGAUAACCACAACGUCACGAUCAUCGACGACCGAGGGUGUCCGAACAAGGCGAGGUUCAUCACGAAGUUCGCGUACGACCGAGAGGCCGGUGUCGCCGAGGCCCAGCUAUUGGCCUUCCGUUUCUCCGACACGCAGAAGCAGCUGCACCUCCAGUGCGAAAUAGUCCUCUGCAAAGAUAGUUGCGGCGAGCCGGUGUGCGACGGCGACGACACAGCGGUGAGCAUAAAGAGCGCCAGUUUCGCCAAAGGACAGCAACAACAGCAGCAGGUGAUCAGAGAGGAGGAGGCGGUCCUGCACGCCGGCACGAGCGUCUUCGUCCUCAAUCCCGGCGACAGUCCCAUGCUCCAGCCCCUGUGCGAAGAAGGCGGGGUGCAUCCCAGUUGGCUGCUCUGGUUGGCCAUAGCUCUGGGGGUCCUCUUGCUCAUAAUGUUCAUCAUCAACGUGUUCCUUUGCUCGGCCAUGACCUGCAGCUGCGCCCGCACCGAGAUCAUCGAGAAGGAGCCCUCGAUCAUCGAGGACUACGAUCCUUACCGCAGCUGGCACGGUUCACAGUACGGAUCGAGGUUUGGAUCUUCUCUAUCGUGA